Saprolegnia parasitica CBS 223.65 is the source of this 177-nucleotide messenger RNA. RefSeq lists its product as hypothetical. The transcript has 2 exons. Lineage: Eukaryota; Oomycota; Saprolegniomycetes; Saprolegniales; Saprolegniaceae. Bases 1 to 177 code for a protein of 58 amino acids. The record is from RefSeq and is a predicted model, not a curated record.
AUGCACGUGUACUGGAUUGCGCUGCGCCCAGAGCUCUUUACAAUCGAGGAAGGCCUCGUGACGCCGUCGCUAAAGCUCAAGCGGCAAGCGGCCAAGAAGAUCUUUGGCGACGUGCUUGAUCGCCUCUACGUCGAGACCAAGGACACAGUUGCCGGCAAGCAAAUCAAACAGCAGUAG